CUGCACACUCACUGCCCUGUGUCUCUCUCAGCUGAAGUUAGCACAGUCUUCUGUUCACCUCCAGAGUUCCUUCUCCUCCGUCUCCAGCAAAAUGAGUUUCUCCUCAUCCUACAGCGUCCGCUCCUCCAGCCAGGGGCCCUCGGGGUACGUCUCCCAGACCCGCUCGGCUCCCACCAUCUACCGAGCUGCCAGCAUUUUCGCGGGGGCCGGGGGUAGGGGGGCUCGUGUCUCCUCCGCCCCCAUGGGCACCCUUUCUUCCAACAUCCAGGUGAGUGCCAGCAGCGAUACGGGUGCCAUCAUGGGCAACGAGAAGAUGGCCAUGCAGAACCUCAACGAUCGGCUGGCCAGUUACCUGGAGAUGGUGCGAAACCUGGAGCAAGCUAACAGCCAGCUGGAGAUCAAGAUCCGGGAGGCCCUGGAGAAGAGCGGCCCGGAAGUCCGCGACUACAGCCGGUACAACGCCAUCCUGGAUGAGCUGCGCAAGAAGGUGUUCGAUGCGACGGUGGAUAAUGCUCGUCUCGUGCUCCAGAUUGACAACGCACGCUUGGCUGCUGAUGAUUUCAGGAUCAAGUAUGAAUCUGAGCUUUCCAUCCGGCAGUCAGUCGAGGCCGAUAUCGUAGGUCUCCGGAAGGUGAUCGAUGACACCAACAUCGGCCGCAUGAACCUCGAGAGCGAGAUCGAGGCUCUGAAGGAGGAGCUGAUCUUCCUCAAGAAGAACCAUGAUAGUGAAGUUCUGGAGCUGCACAACCAGAUCUCUCAGUCGGGAGUGCAGGUGGACGUGGACGCCCCCAAGGGACAGGACCUGUCUCAGGUCUUGGCAGAGAUCAGAGGCAAAUACGAGAAAAUGGCACAGAAGAACCAGGAAGAGCUGAAAGCCUGGCAUGAAACGCAAUUAUCAGAGGUCCAAGUGCAGGUGACGCAGAACACAGAGGCCCUUCAGGGUGCCGUCACAGAGGUGAAUGACCUCCGCAGGCAGGUGCAGACGCUGGAGAUUGAGCUGGAGUCUCAGAAGAAUCUGAAAGGCUCCCUGGAAGGAACACUGCAUGACACGGAGCUGCGCUACAACAUGGAGGUGGAGAAGUACAACACCAUCAUCGUGCAGCUGGAGGCCGAGCUGACGCAGCUGCGCAGCAGCAUCCAGCAGCAGUCUCAGGAAUACGAGACCCUGCUGAACAUCAAGAUGAAGCUCGAGGCUGAGAUCGCCACAUACAGGAGGCUGCUGGAUGGCGGCGACUUCAAGCUACAGGAUGCCCUGGAGGACCAGAAGACCACCAAGACCAAAGUGAUGACUGUGACACAGACCCUGGUGGACGGGAAGGUGGUGUCCACGGAGACGAAAGAGAGGACAACAUAAACGUCCAAAGCCACUCACGCCCCUGCCCCAUUCCCAAAAGUGCAGCAUAGUACUACACUUUUUCAGCAACCAAUGACACACCAUGUCUUAUAAGUAUUUAUUGCCAUAUCAUAUACGGGUGUCAGAUUCCAGUCCUGGGGGGCCGGAACCCUCCACAUUUUUGGGUUUCCCCUCAUUUAACACAUCUGAUUCAACUGCUUAUGCUAAUUACCACACAGCUCUUGAGCUGAAUCAUUUGUGAUGGUACAGGGAAAGAUACACAGGGCUCCAGCCCCCCAGGACUGGAGAUUGACUCCCCUCCCCUAGAUGUAUCAAAUUAAAAAAUAUGGUGAAAAAAUAUGAUUCAGUAGUUAUAGUACAAACGAUGGCCAUUUCCUGCAUUUGGUCAUUUGACCCCUUCCAACCACUGUUACAGAUUUUAUAAUCAUCAACCAAGACUGUAAACUGUUAAUCACUUGUAUGGGGUGUUUUCGUCUCAAUAAAGGUGCUUGAGUACAUUUUUA
Paramormyrops kingsleyae is the source of this 1857-nucleotide messenger RNA. RefSeq names its product keratin 18a, tandem duplicate 1 (gene krt18a.1). The record is from RefSeq and is a predicted model, not a curated record. Gene Ontology annotation, molecular function: structural molecule activity. Gene Ontology annotation, biological process: intermediate filament cytoskeleton organization. Lineage: Eukaryota; Metazoa; Chordata; Actinopteri; Osteoglossiformes; Mormyridae. Gene Ontology annotation, cellular component: keratin filament; cytoskeleton.